AUGGACUGGCCACACAACCUGCUAUUCCUUCUCACCAUCUCCAUCUUCCUGGGGCUGGGCCAGCCGAGGAACCCCAAAGGCAAGAGGAAGGGGCAAGGGCGGCCUGGGACCCUGGCCCCUGGGCCUCAGCAGGUGCCGCUGGACCUCGUGUCCCAGGCAAAGCCAUAUGCCCGCAUGGAGGAAUAUGAGAGGAACCUGGGGGAGAUGGUGGCCCAGCUGAGGAACAGCUCCGAACCGGCCAGGAGGAAGUGUGAGGUCAACCUGCAGCUGUGGCUGUCCAACAAGAGGAGCCUGUCGCCCUGGGGCUACAGAAUCAACCAUGACCCUAGCCGCAUUCCUGCAGACCUGCCGGAGGCGCGGUGCCUAUGUCUGGGCUGCGUGAACCCCUUCACCAUGCAGGAGGACCGCAGCAUGGUGAGCGUGCCCGUGUUCAGCCAGGUGCCUGUGCGUCGUCGCCUCUGCCCGCUGCCGCCACGCACCGGGCCCUGCCGCCAGCGCGCAGUCAUGGAGACCAUCGCCGUGGGCUGCACCUGCAUCUUCUGA
Lipotes vexillifer (Yangtze River dolphin) is the source of this 543-nucleotide messenger RNA. RefSeq names its product interleukin 17B (gene IL17B). The coding region runs from base 1 to 543 and encodes 180 amino acids. NCBI's taxonomy places the organism in Eukaryota, Metazoa, Chordata, Mammalia, Artiodactyla, Lipotidae. The record is from RefSeq and is a predicted model, not a curated record. Gene Ontology annotation, molecular function: cytokine activity. Gene Ontology annotation, biological process: inflammatory response. Gene Ontology annotation, cellular component: extracellular region. The transcript has 4 exons.